Molecule: messenger RNA, 1647 nt
Organism: Lachnellula hyalina
Lineage: Eukaryota; Fungi; Ascomycota; Leotiomycetes; Helotiales; Lachnaceae
Exons: 3
Coding region: 1-1647 (548 amino acids)
Source: RefSeq, a predicted model, not a curated record
AUGCCUGAUGCCCUUUUCAAUGAAGAAGAUGAGAUUUUCCAAGAAGCAGUAUCGCGCUGUCAGUACCGGCCAGGAAUUCCAAUAACUGAAGAUAUUCAAAAACACUGCCAUAUCUUCCUAGAUGAACAGCUAUAUGGGAGUGCUCUCACGCUCCUAGGGGAUCUCGUCACGUCUGGCGCAUCCCAUCCAGAAGCUCAGGACAAGCCAGCUUUUGUCCCAAUACCAUACCAUAUCGAACUUGUCAGCGCCCUACUCAUUCACCCCCUCCAUACAAGCCAAUCGCCCCCAGACGAGCGUUCCGAGCUCGCGUCAAAAUCAAUCACCUUCCUGCGCAACACGCUUCUUAUUCUUGGGCCUGUAAAUGCGAAUCUCGUCGAAGCAUUUUCUCUUUCUCCCCUCACAUCUACCAGAACCACGAGACGUAAUAGGAAUGCAUUGGAACAUGAUGAAGGCGUCAGCGGCUCUGAUACUACAGACGAUAAGGUAGAGCUAGUGAAAGGGAUCAUUGGAAAUAAAGGCAGGAUACGGAACUGUGCAACGGAUUUUUGGCAUAUUGUGGGGUGGGCGUUCAAUUGUAGCGUUAAGUACCCCAAGAGAUGGCAGUAUUGGAAAGUCUACCUCGACUAUAUGCUAGAUGUUUUGGAUGCAGAUUGGAAAGAGCGGGAACGGCUGGAUCGUGAGGGCAUGAGGGGCGUUGACGGGGAGUGCGACUAUACUAUGGUGCAGAAAGGUCUGCUUAUGAACUACCUGUCGGAAGUUGGUCAAAAAUCAAGCGCUAUGAGGCGUGUUGUGAGAUCCGUGUUCGCUGACGCGGGACCCGACAGUCUGAAGGAGUUUCCGGAGGUAUUCGUCGGUAGCGAAACAAAGGACAAGAAUGGGCAGAAACGCAAAAGAGCGGAUACCAUGGAUCACCAAUUCGGAGAUUAUGAAGAAGAAGCUGACUAUGCGGACGGCUACUCAUCGCCCAUGCAAGCCGAGGACAAGGACGAGGACGAAAUGCCUAUAGCUUUGGUGGAUCCGUAUUUAGGAGGCACAGAAUCGAUUGCUCUGCGGCAGCGUGUUCUGACAUUGCUCUCACGCGCAUCAUUCUACUUCCAAGAUGAACUCACCCCCCUUACUAAUCUCUACGAAAUGGUCUUCACUUGCCUAAAACAAGCCCCCAUCCCCGCCUUCUCCCUCUUUAUGUCUCCUUCAACAAACUCCUUCCUUCACCUACAACUCUUCGUCUCCCUCACCCUCUUAGUCCUCAAACUCCUCCUCCCAAACAAUGCCCCCUCUCCCCACUCAAUCACGUCCAACGACGCGGAUGACCUCACCCAAGAAGUGCUCGAGAAAUGCUUUCUCCCUUUCCCGGCUUCUACUUCCUCUACGGACGAGAAUGCCAAGGUGUCGAUCUUGGUGGAGAACUGCCUUAGACUGUUUUUGAGGAGUUGUGAGUGUUGGUAUACGCCGGAGCUGGGUGAGGCUAUCGAGAGGGGAAUUAAGGCGAGGGAUGACAAGUGUAAGGGAGAGAAGAAGCCGAAGGAUGUGGGGGCGAGAAAGAGGCAGGAGACGGCGAGGGAGUGGUUGGGGGCUAGUGCUGGACGAUUGAGGAGUGUGCUUGCUUUUAUAGAGGUCAGGACGGCGAAUGAUUGGAAUAUUGAGUGA